AUGCCGCCACAAUAAAUCAAGCUCAAUUAACACAGCUAUCAAUUCAAUAUCAAGAUCCUAAAAUAUUUAAUAAUACCUCAACUACCCCAUCAUCUGUUCAACAUCAAAACUUUAUUCCAUAUGAUUCUCAGCAACAACAUACCAGGGCAACAAAAUAUUCUUCUAAUCAAUUAAAUGGCUACAAUGUAACUCCAACCAUUCAACAAUUAUCAGCGCAACAACCUAUACAACUACAAAAUUUUCAACAACAACUUCAACAGCAAUUGCAACAACAAGCUUUGCAACCUCAGCAACAAACCAUGCAAUCCCAACAACUUCAACAAAAAACUUUUUUAUCAAAUAAAUUCUCAACCCAACCAUCAAUCACUGCUUCAAAUAAAGAACUUCCUCAAAAGCCAGCAAAAAAAACAGGAAAUACUAAAAGAGUCAAGGCGCUAUAUGACUUUGCUCCUACUGAAGCGGGCGAGCUUGGGUUUGUACGUGGUGACGUCAUUUCGGUUAUUGAUAAUGAUGUUUAUAAAGAUUGGUGGCGUGGAGAAAUACGUGGCAAGACAGGAAUUUUCCCAGAAACAUUGUCAGAGCCAACACCUGAUGAUAUUGAAAAAGAAGCUGAAGUCGAAACUUUAAUAUUUGCACAAGCUCAAAAAAUAGAAAUUUUAUUGGAAAAGUUAAAAAGAAUAGAUUUACAAAAAAAAAAUGCCAUGGAGGAUGAAGAAAUCCAGGAACUAUAUAGUUCUAUGUUACCAAUUAGAUCAAAAUUGGUUAAAGUUAUUGAAAAAUAUAGUCAAAAGAAAGAUCAACUGAUCUCAUUACACAGUAAAUUUAUUCAGUCUACCAAGACUUAUGAGAAACUUAUGCAAGAAUCAAUUCAAAAAUAUGAUUAUCCAUCAUCUAUAUCAUACUCUACAAAGGUAGCUCAAAAUCCAAACUAUAAUUUAAUUAGCCAACAAAUUCCUCAAGAUUAUCAUUUAUUAAAACAAGAAGCUUCUGUUCUAGCAACUUUUCCUCAAGCUUCUUCGAUUUUGUAUCAACAACAACAGCAAUCUGAUAUGUAUAAUCAAUCAAAAUUUUAUAAUCCUCAAAAAAUUCAAUACCCAUUAUUGCCUUCUCAACAUCUUCAGAAUCAACAAAUUACAUACCAAUCUUUACCACAAGAAAUUUUAAAUCAGCAAAAUUUGCUCCAUGUUCAACAAAAUAAUCAAUUCACUCCACAAACUUUCAAUAAAAACAGCAACAACAUACCAGGGCAACAAAAUGUUUUUACUCAAAACCCAAAAUCUCGAAAUUUUACACAACAAGACCAUUUUGAAACAAAUGAUGAUAAAACUUUCACAUUCUUCUAA
This is a messenger RNA of Entrophospora sp. SA101, 1343 nucleotides long. The record is from the annotation of a GenBank genome assembly. Lineage: Eukaryota; Fungi; Glomeromycota; Glomeromycetes; Entrophosporales; Entrophosporaceae.